AUGGUGAUUCUUCCAUCAUCGUUUAAAAAUAGUCCACGAUACCUCAAUGAAUAUACCCAGGAUGCGUUCACUUACGUCAGAAAAUAUGGGCGGCCGGACUUAUUCAUCACUUUCACGUGCAACCCAACCUGGACAGAGAUUAAAGAAGAAAUGAUGAUAGGGCAAAAGCCAAUGGACCGCCACGAUAUCGUAGCACGGGUUUUUAGAAUUAAAGUUCAAAAACUGGUGGCCCUCCUCACAUAA
Molecule: messenger RNA, 243 nt
Organism: Parnassius mnemosyne (clouded apollo)
Lineage: Eukaryota; Metazoa; Arthropoda; Insecta; Lepidoptera; Papilionidae
Source: the annotation of a GenBank genome assembly